Lachancea lanzarotensis is the source of this 1326-nucleotide messenger RNA. RefSeq names its product LALA0S05e04566g1_1. The transcript has a single exon. Gene Ontology annotation, cellular component: cytoplasm; mitochondrial inner membrane. Gene Ontology annotation, molecular function: dihydroorotate dehydrogenase activity. Gene Ontology annotation, biological process: pyrimidine ribonucleotide biosynthetic process; 'de novo' pyrimidine nucleobase biosynthetic process. The coding region runs from base 1 to 1326 and encodes 441 amino acids. NCBI's taxonomy places the organism in Eukaryota, Fungi, Ascomycota, Saccharomycetes, Saccharomycetales, Saccharomycetaceae. The record is from RefSeq and is a predicted model, not a curated record.
AUGUCGGCUCGUCUUAUCUCGGGCCGUGGUUUUCCCAGGCCACCAAACUUUUUCCUAAGGAACACUGGUCUACCUCUAAAAUCCGGUUUCAACCCUGCAAAAUUCAUUCUAUACACAGCAGGUCUUGUUGGUGGCGGUUUUGCCGGACUGUAUUUGAUCAAUUCCAGAUCUGCCAUUCAUGAAUAUCUCUUUUGUCCAGUCUUGAGAUUGCUUACUCCAGAUCCAGAAAAAGGACACCAGGUAGGAAUAUUUCUAUUGAAAUGGGGUCUUACUCCGAAGCUGUUGUUUGACUACGACGAUCCUGUUUUGCGAGUCAAUGUUUUCAACAAAAAUCUGUCGAAUCCUGUGGGCUGCGCUGCAGGACUUGACAAAAACGGUGAUGCUAUCGAUGGCAUCUUGCAAAGUGGUUUCGCGUACCACGAAAUUGGCUCAAUCACCCCGCUUCCUCAACCAGGUAAUGCCAGACCAAGAUUUUUCCGUUUGCCUCAAGAUGAUGCUGUAAUCAACCGUUACGGUUUCAAUUCCGACGGUCAUGACAGUGUCUUUUCUACCGUCACUGAGCGCGUCAACAAGUACCUGUAUUCUUAUUUUUCCAAAGACAGCAAGAUCGAAAAUUUGUCGUUGCAUCAGGGCAAACUGUUAGGAAUUAAUCUGGGCAAAAACAAAACUGGCGAUGAAGUAACGGAUUAUCUCAAGGGUGUUGAAAAAUUUCAUUCUCUUGCCGAUAUUCUUGUCAUCAACGUAUCAUCACCAAAUACUCCAGGGUUGAGGGACUUGCAAAGUGAGUCAAAACUUGCUGAUCUGUUGAGUCAGGUCGUGAACAAGAGAAACUCGCUUGUGAAUUCGGGAAAUUCUCUGGGUGCCAACGUACAUAAACCACCAAUCUUGGUCAAGAUUGCUCCCGAUUUGACAGAACCUGAGCUCCAGUCUAUUUCCGAGGCCGCUAGAAAGUCUAAAGUAGAUGGCAUAAUUGUGUCCAACACGACCAUCCAGAGACCAAGCUCUCUUAUCACCAAGGAUGAGGAUUUGAAGUCACAAGUCGGUGGUUUAUCUGGAAAGCCGCUAAAGGAGCUCUCCUUGAAAGCUUUGAGAACAAUUUACAAAUACACUAAGGACUCCGACCUUGUUCUGAUAGGUUGUGGCGGUAUUUCCUCUGCACAAGAUGCCCUCGAGUUUGGUAGAGCCGGCGCGACGUUCGUACAGCUUUACACUUCCUUUGCGUACAAGGGACCUGGUGUUGUCGCCAAGAUUAAGGAUGGUCUGACAGAAGAGUUAAAGAAGGAAGGUAAAACCUGGAUGCAAAUCAUCGGGGAGGACAGUAAAUAA